Molecule: messenger RNA, 596 nt
Organism: Cryptococcus deneoformans JEC21
Lineage: Eukaryota; Fungi; Basidiomycota; Tremellomycetes; Tremellales; Cryptococcaceae
Product: snRNP subunit, putative
Exons: 4
Coding region: 106-489 (127 amino acids)
Biological process (GO): ribosome biogenesis; maturation of SSU-rRNA; mRNA splicing, via spliceosome
Cellular component (GO): U4/U6 x U5 tri-snRNP complex; nucleolus; precatalytic spliceosome
Molecular function (GO): RNA binding
Source: RefSeq, a predicted model, not a curated record
CGCUUUUACAUUUUUACUCCUUCCCAAGGCCUAGGAUCUUCGUGUGAGGUCAUCAUCCUACCACCCCUACCACACAACAAGGAAUAAAACACAAAUCUGGACGCGAUGUCUGCUCAACCCAACCCCAAGGCUUUCCCUUUGGCCAAUGCCCAGCUCACCAACCAGAUUCUCGACUUGAUCCAGCAGGCUCAGCAUUACAAGCAGCUCAAGAAGGGUGCCAACGAAGCCACCAAGACCCUUAACCGAGGUAUCUGCGAAUUCAUUGUCAUGACCGCCGAUGUCGAGCCUAUUGAGAUCGUCCUCCACCUUCCCCUCCUCUGUGAGGACAAGAACGUCCCCUAUGUCUUUUUGCCUUCCAAGACUGCUCUCGGUAGGGCUUGCGGUGUUUCUAGGCCUGUUAUCGCCGCCAGUGUUACCACCAAUGAGGCUAGGGAGUUGAACGCCCAGAUCCAGGCUGUCAAGAACGAGAUUGAGAAGCUCCUCAUCUAAGUUUUGGACAUAGCUCAAAUGAUGAUGUUUGGUUUAAAUGGAAAACCCCAAAGUUUUGGCAGAAUGAUUUGAGACUUUAGCUAGUCUUGAUGCAUUUUUUCAUCGCA